AUGCUGUGCCAUCGGACUGGCCACCACAGCAAGUUGCCUGCUUGCCAUUGGUGCAUGCCGCUCGAUGGGCGGACUGCCACGUCGGAUUCGCGCAGCAGCUCCGGACCCGCGUGCAUGCCCAGGCCGUCCACACUGGUAAGCUCGGUGUUGGGCUGGAGCGAGUCACUGCGCGAAUACGACGGGUUGACUGCCAGCUCAGACAAUCUCUGA
Messenger RNA from Klebsormidium nitens, 210 nucleotides. Lineage: Eukaryota; Viridiplantae; Streptophyta; Klebsormidiophyceae; Klebsormidiales; Klebsormidiaceae. The record is from the annotation of a GenBank genome assembly.